Messenger RNA from Sipha flava (yellow sugarcane aphid), 764 nucleotides. RefSeq lists its product as uncharacterized. The record is from RefSeq and is a predicted model, not a curated record. The transcript has 7 exons. Lineage: Eukaryota; Metazoa; Arthropoda; Insecta; Hemiptera; Aphididae. Bases 242 to 559 code for a protein of 105 amino acids.
AAAUAAUUUCAUACUCAUAUUCUUCUAAUUGCAACCGCGCCAUCUCAUCAAUUGUGACAAUGUGUCUUUCAGAUUAAAUAGAUAAAUUCAUAUAAGUUCAUCUGUGAUUCAAUUUCAAUAUCUGAUUGAGAUACUACUUCUGAAGAAUUUUCUUCAACUUCAUCAGGGACUAUUAUUAGGACAACCUCAAAGAAUUUCAAUUUGUUAUUGAAAAAUAUAUAUUGAACCAAUUGAAGUGGAAAUGAAUACUUCCAAGAUUGAAAUAGAUGAUCAAAAGAAGUAUCAAAAGAUGUAUAACCUUAAAGAAUUUCAAAUUGUUGUUGAAAGAUGUGAUGAACAAUAUCAAAUGAUAAUGAAAGCCUCAAAAACUAAAAAAAAUAAUCUAAAGAAGUAUCAAAAGAUGUAUAACCUUAAAGAAUUUCAAAUUGUUGUUGAAAGAUGUGAUGAACAAUAUCAAAUCAUAACGAAAGCCACAAAAACUAAAAAAAAUAAUUUAAAGAAGUAUCAAAAGAUGUAUAACCUCAAAGAAUUUAAAAUUGUUGUUGAAAGAUGUGAUUAACAAUAUCAAUAAGAUUUAACAAUUAUAAACAAUAGGAUUUAAAGUUAAAUCGAAUCCUAUAAAUUACAUAAAAAAGCAUGAUAUCUUAUCAACUGCUAGUAUAUUCAUGCCAUACAUCACACAUUGUUGAAUGUUUAAGUAAAAAUCGCAAUCCUUGCAAGUUAAAAGUUGUAGACCCGGGGACAAGUAUAAACAAAUAUUAAAU